Molecule: messenger RNA, 2622 nt
Organism: Penicillium alfredii
Lineage: Eukaryota; Fungi; Ascomycota; Eurotiomycetes; Eurotiales; Aspergillaceae
Product: phosphatidylinositol 3-kinase VPS34
Exons: 3
Coding region: 1-2622 (873 amino acids)
Biological process (GO): phosphatidylinositol-mediated signaling; endocytosis; autophagosome assembly
Cellular component (GO): membrane; phosphatidylinositol 3-kinase complex, class III, type I; phosphatidylinositol 3-kinase complex, class III, type II
Molecular function (GO): 1-phosphatidylinositol-3-kinase activity
Source: RefSeq, a predicted model, not a curated record
AUGGAAGCAUUUACCUUUGCUGUUUCCACCCAGGUGGGCUUUCCAGUCUACAUCAAGAUUGGCUCCUUGGAAGGGAAGCAGAAGCAAACCCCAUUCUCCGUUCUUCUCAAGAACCCAGAACUACGUCAUGUCGGAUCCGCUCAGAACCCUGCCUCGGAUCUGUUUGUGACCGCCCAGCUGUGGGCGGACUCAAAGCCCCUCGGUGUACCUUUGCAGACCUCAUACAAAGCAUUCAAGACCAUCCGACAGUGGAAUGAAUGGUUGCAGAUGCCCAUGUCCAUUCAGGAUGCACCUCUUAAUUCUCAAUUGGCGAUCACGAUCUGGGAUUUGUCCCCGCUGGCGGGUGAUGGAGUCCAAGGCCACGAUGUGCCAUUCGGCGGAACAACGAUCCCACUUUUCAACCAUGAGGGCAAGUUACGAAUGGGACGGCAAAAGUGCAAGGUGUAUCGUCAUAAAGCUGCCGAUGGUUUCUCGUCGACAACCACCCCAUCGACUCCACCGCCGAAGCGACGGAGACCCAAUUCCCGCGAUCCUCUGGGCCCGUCAUUGGAAGAAUCGGAAUUGGAGCGAGUCGAGGUCUUGAUCAAGAAGCAUGAAAUGGGCGAAAUUACCCGGAUUGACUGGAUGGAUCAGAUGGUGUUCCGCCAGUUGGAGAAGCUGAAGCUGAAUGCCGAAGAAGCGGCUCGCAAACGCGCUUUGCGCCUGAAGACAUCGGACCAGGAGACUCCCGAUGAGGACGAGAGCUCGGACGAAGAAGGUCUGGAUGAUGAGAAUUUUGUGCUCUAUGUGGAAUUUCCACGCUUUGAUCAUCCGAUCGUCUGGGCCGACCACCAAUAUCCUCCGCCGCCCAUCUCGUCCUAUCCACAGAAUGUGCCCUCUCAUCCCAAUUCUGCUUUGAAACCAGUCCCAGAAGUCCGAUUCGGCCCUGGAAUCGAGGGAGCUGAUGGCACAGGAGUCAUCCGCAUCUAUGAUCCCGAAGUCGGUCAAGCCGGGAACCCUUGUGAAGACAAGCACCGGCGAUUGAUCCGCAGUCAUAGGACAGGGAUCAUGGACCGGGACCUGAAGCCCAACCAGAAGAACCGUGACGAUCUGAACGUAAUCUUAUCAUACGAACCAACACAGGACCUCACUGCUGAAGAGAAGGACCUUGUGUGGCGAUUCAGAUACUAUUUGACCCGAGAGAAGCGGGCAUUGACGAAGUUCGUCAAAUCGGUCAAUUGGCGAGACGUGGGAGAGUCACGUCAGGCUAUCGAGAUUCUUCCCAAAUGGACGGAGAUUGAUGUCGAUGAUGCCUUGGAGCUCCUGGGGCCCACCUUUGACAACCCGGCGGUUCGUUCGUAUGCCGUGGAAAGACUUCGCAAGGCAGAUGACGAUGAGCUUCUUUUGUAUCUUUUGCAAUUGGUCCAGGCUCUGAAGUACGAGGAGAACUCUGAGACUGAGACUGAAGACGCUGCCUCUGAUUCUUCGCUCGCCAAUUUCCUCAUUACGCGGGCCGCGAAAAACUUCAAACUUGGAAACUACCUGCACUGGUAUCUCAUGGUCGAAUGUGAUGAUGCCGGUCCAGGCACGCUGUCGAGCCAGCGCCGACUCUUCGCGCGGGUUGAAUACUACUUCAUGGCCGAGCUAGAAAAGAUCCAUCCGGAACAUCGCAAGACCCUGUUACGGCAAGGCGAGCUGGUCACGGUUCUCUCGAAGAUUGCCAAAGACAUCCGCUUCGCUCGGGAGAAUCGGGUCGUGAAAAUCGAAAAGCUGAAAAAGUCUCUACGUGAUCCGAAGAAUGAUUUGAUCCAUAUUGACCCUCCCUUGCCUCUCCCCUUGGAUCCCGACGUACCACUGAUGGUCGACGGUAUCCCCCUGUUGUUCAAGGUUGGCGACGAUCUGCGUCAGGAUCAGUUGGUCAUCCAAAUCAUCAUUUUGAUGGACCGUCUGCUGCAAAAGGAAAACCUCGAUCUGAAGCUGACCCCAUAUCGAAUCCUUGCCACUAAUUCGACUGCCGGUGCGGUGCAGUUCAUUCCGUCAACCUCUCUCUCGGCCGCCUCUGCCAAGUACAAAUCCAUCCUGGCUUAUCUGGAAGCCAACAACCCAGACGACAGCGAGCCACUCGGGGUCCGCAAGGAGACCAUGGACACGUAUAUCAAAUCAUGUGCGGGGUAUUGUGUGAUCACUUACCUCCUCGGCGUGGGCGACCGUCACCUCGAGAACCUGCUGCUUGCGCCAGAUGGCCACUUCUUCCACGCUGACUUUGGUUUCAUCCUGGGGCGUGACCCCAAACCCUUCGCUCCAAUGAUGAAGCUCUGCAAGGAGAUGGUUGAGGGCAUGGGUGGUACAACCUCGCCACACUAUCUGCAGUUCAAGCAGUACUGCUACACUGCCUAUACGACUCUGCGCAAAUCCGCCAAUUUGAUUCUCAAUCUGUUUAGUUUGAUGGUUGACGCCAAUAUCCCCGAUAUCCGUGUCGAGCCCGACAAGGCCGUGCUGAAGGUCAAGGAGCGUUUCCAUCUUGAGAUGUCCGAAGAGGAAGCCAUUCGCCAUUUCGAGCAACUCAUCGGCGAUAGCGUCAAUGCCAUCUUUGGUGUUGUGAUUGAUCGCUUGCACGAAUUUGUACAAGGUUGGCGAGCAUAA